Messenger RNA from Aspergillus costaricaensis CBS 115574, 2190 nucleotides. RefSeq lists its product as uncharacterized. NCBI's taxonomy places the organism in Eukaryota, Fungi, Ascomycota, Eurotiomycetes, Eurotiales, Aspergillaceae. The transcript has a single exon. The record is from RefSeq and is a predicted model, not a curated record. The coding region runs from base 457 to 2070 and encodes 537 amino acids.
GAAUCUUCAUCAUCAGGAACGAUCAUCUUCUUAAUGGGAUCGUUUGCUAUUUUAAUUCUGCCCUUCCCUUCCUUCGUUCUGUGAUUUCCUCCUUUCCGUCUGCCCUCUUCACCUGUGGACACACGCGCAGUUCACUCGUAUUCACCUUCCCCUUCCCUUUCCCAUCCUCCCCCCCUCCUUCACUUAUCAGGCGCGGUGAACCCAUGACUUCACCCACAUGUCUUGGAUCCAUGACAUCGUCGCAACGCGCUGUUUACUACAAAUUUCUCAAAUGAAAACAGUACCUUCGUCUGCUUUUGCGCGCUGCCACAAUGUGCCCUGUCCAUCUAUAGUAGUGAGCUCUACGGACCCUACCGCGCGAAAGCGGCUGUUGCCAUACGUCUACGUCUACGCUUCAUACCACCUACUACCGCAGAUUCCGUGCCUGAUCCAGCAUCGCAGCGCAAGAUAGGCCGCAUGUGUAUUGUCGAAGAGUAUACCGCUUCGUACCCUGACGUCCGACGAAGGCGGGUCCUUCAGCGGUGCCUCUUGGGGAGAUCGUUAGGGUACUGUUAUCGCACCCAGGUGGUCAGCCCUGGCGAGCGCAUCCCUGAGCGCCCGGCCAGUCAGUUUCAGUACAGGAAACCCAGAAGUACUUAUCGACCGGCCAUGCAGUCACUGCGCGAUCUGAUCGUCGAUCCACGGGAGCCGGCGCGGCGGAGACAGUCCCCAAACUAUCCGCGACGAAUGCCCGCGCGACGAAGUGACCCUUUUCGAGUUUUCUUUCCGUUCCUUCGACGAGCAUCUGACAGCGAUGACGUGUGGAAGAACGACGAAUAUCGGCCGCGAGGUCGGGGACGGUCGCCUCGGCCGGUCACUAUGGCACGGGAUGUACCGCCCAUCAAACGUGAACCCCGGAGCGUUCCAAGGAGACGGCCUCUAAAUUCAAAAGUCAGGGUGGUCACCCCACCACCAGAGCCUCUAUAUAAGGAGGAACCACUGCGACCACGGCCCGGAAGGUCACCUGCUUCGCCUUCUCUCUCACCCCGGGAUCCAGGUACCUUCCGUCGUCCAGUCAUUAUUCAUCAGGAGCCAAAGCCACGACCAAGCCCAAUGCCUUCUCCAGGCUCAUCUGGCUAUCGAUUCAGGAAUCCAUGGCACAGUAGAUCCCCAUCUCCAGGCCCCUCCAACUGGCGUCGCAAGGAGCCACGACCAAGUCCAUCAGUAUUCCCAGGACCAGCAAAACCUCAGGAGCCACAGCCGCAACCAUCUCCAGAAGGUGCACCAAGUACUAAUGCUCCAGCAGCACCUGUCACCCCUCCCAAAAAGAAAGAGCGACGUCCCAGGGAGCGUUCCCCAUCUAUCGAGCGUGUGCCAAUCCGCAAAACACGUUCCACCCCAACCGUUCCGGUGGAGGUGCACAACCCCCCAGCUCCAGACAGCGGCCCCAAGCCACUUACAACGUCAAACACCACAUCCCCAGGGAGUGGACCCCGCCAUGUGCAGUUUUCUGACAUAGUGGAUCAUCUCUCUAUAUCCGGAGAGAGCAAUGCUCCCUCGUCUCCUACCGGCCCUCCGCGCUUCUAUAGACAAUUUGCCAGCGCAAGUCGUCGUAGGUCCCCAACUCCGGGGCCUACACCAAGAGUAAGAGAAGGACGAGGUGAUUCAAGCUCCCAAAGAACCCGAUAUGUGUAUGCGUCUCCUGCUGCGAGUCGUUCAUAUCCCCCGGGCGUUGAGGUGCUGAUUGUGACUCCGCGCAGGUAUCGACCAGGAGGAAUCACUCCACCAAUGAGCCGAGAAGCCGUUGACAUUCACGAAGUCGAACCCGGGAGAAGCAUUUCAUGGUCUGGACGGGCUGCUAGGGUGGGUUUAGAGGGGAGCGGUUGGCGGGUGGAACGUCGGCCCAGACGUGGGAUGGGGAGGGAGGAGCUGGGAACAGGCGCGAGGCCGAGGAUCGUAUCACUUUCACCGCCGAGAGGGCGAUGGAGACCCAGAAUGCGCCAGACUGAGCGGUAUGGGGGGUUCGAGUCGGGCGAUGAACGGGUGGUUAGGAAUGAGGGUGGUUCGGGGCGUGUCUGGAGGUGGCUGUAAGAAUUAGGGUCAUGGUGGAAGUUUGUAAGAUGUUGUUAGUAGUGGACAUUUCGGGCUAUUCCUUAUGUUGAUGAUGUUUAUUGUCUUGAUUAAAAAAAGAAGAACAUUGUUUAUUGUUUG